AUGGACGUGACAUUCGAGACCCCGGAAGGCAGGGUCUUCAUUAUCGAGGUCUGGUUCUUUGCCACCGUCCAAGAGAUGAAGGAGAUGAUCCAGAAGUUCCAUGGCUUCCCUGUGGCCCGGCAGAGGCUCGUCUUCGAGGGCCGGGUUUUGGAAGAUCACCACAACACAGAGCACUACGGCAUCCUCCAGGACUCCAGAGUCCGUCUUUUCCUAGAGAUGCCGCCGGAGUUCAGCGCGGAGAGACCCGCCUUGAAGGCAGAGGAGCCCGUGGACCAGUCGGAGAUGCCGCCGCGUCAACUCCAUUCGCCGUCGCCGUCUGCAAAGCGGCUUAGGGUAAUGGUGCUGCCCAAAUGCGGAACGAAGAAGAUAGCAGUUGAAGUCAAUGGGUGGGAGAACGUCAAGGAGCUGAGGAGGGAGCUGAUAAGGCUGCAGGAGAAGCAGCAGGUCAAUCUCCCGGCUGAGGGUUACUUCUUCAUCUACAGGCAGAACGUGAUGGACGAGGACCGCUCCUUUCGCUGGCACGACGUCCGCCAUGGGGACACCAUCGAGAUCUUCAAUGGCAGCGUCACCUCCGGCUCCUGA
Spirodela intermedia is the source of this 582-nucleotide messenger RNA. The record is from the annotation of a GenBank genome assembly. Lineage: Eukaryota; Viridiplantae; Streptophyta; Magnoliopsida; Alismatales; Araceae.